UUGAUGUCUGUAGAGGAGGAGGAGAAGCAGAAGACGAGUGGAUUAACACCUGAGCUGCUCCUCAGAGUUGUUGUGUGUCUGUCUGACCCGACCUGUCUCAGAAACAAGCUGCGACCUCUGGGUCAGUCCAUGGGAAGAAUCUAACAAUGUUCAGCUUUGAGGGAGAUUUCAAGACAAGACCCAAUGUGUCACUCGGGGGAGCCAGCAAAAAGGAGGAGAAAGCAUCUCUGCUGCACCGCACCCAAGAGGAAAGAAGAAAAAGAGAGGAUGAAAGAAGACGUCUUAAGAAUGCUAUCAUCAUUCAGUCCUACAUACGUGGAUACCAGGACUUGAAACGCCAGUAUGCCAUCCAGAGGGCCAGGUUUGAUGAGUGUGUCAGUAAGACGCAUGCAGGAGGGGCUCAGCAUGUCUUGGACGGUCCUCGUCUUUGCCUCCUAUCAAGAGAACUGAUAUUUUUUUACAGACAGAGGGUGGAUGCACAUCGAUUGAUAUGGUUAUGCCAGAAUCUGGUGAAACACAACAGUCAGUUUGUGAAGCUGUUGGCGGGGCCACAGAAGCAGACAUGUACGUUUCAGAUCAAGACGAUCUUAGGCUUCUGCUGCAGACUCCUCCAGAACUGCAAGGACGACAGUUUAAAUGUGGCAGUUCCCAUGCGGAUGCUAGAAAUAUUUUCUUCAGAGAGAACCUAUCUUCCUGCUAUUCCAGAUCCUAACUAUGUAGCUUCAUUACUCGAGCAGAUUUUGCACUAUAUGGUACAGAAAGGAUACUACAGGUCGCUGUACAUUCUGGUGAAUCACAGGCUCCCUUCCAGUCUGGAGUACAGCGACGCUCCCUCUAUCCCUCUCGCAAGCACAUUGUUGGAGCACAUCCUCAAACCCCUGCACUUUACCUACUCCUCCUGCACAAUAGGCGCAAGGCAGUUUGUAUUUUCAGCCUUUACUAAGGAGUUCAUCUCGGCACCGUUUACCGAGCAGAUCUUUCACUUCUUUAUCCCGGCGCUAUCGGACCUCCGUCUCUCAUUCCCGUUCGAGGCCUUCCUGAGCUCCCUCCAGGGCACCGUCGCCUCCUCCUCAGCAGCACAGAGCCAGGCACCGUGGAUAUUUUACUUUGUCCUCUCUGCAGGGGAGAAUUGCUUAGGUUCUCUCUCAGAGGAGGGUCUCCACCUGUACCUCCGGGCCCUGCAGACGCUGCUGCCGCUGCUGCCCGUGUCGGAGGGCAGCACCAGGCCUGAGGUGAGCAGCGACUCGGAGGACGAGGAUAACGCUGGAAUCCAUUCAUCAUCAAUGCAGGAUGACAGUCGGAUAUCUGUGCAGUUGAUCACUGAAGAGUGCGUCCACAAGCUGGACACCAAGCAUCAGACAAACGCUCUGCUGAACCUGGUGUGGAGGGAUUCAGCCAGCGAGGAGGUCUUCACAAUGAUGGCGUCCAUCUGUCACACACUAAUGGUGCAGCAUCGCCUCAUGGUGCCAAAAGUCAGACUUCUGUACAGUUUAGCUUUCAACGCACGUUUCCUGAGGCAUCUCUGGUUCCUGAUCACCUCCAUGACAACUAAAAUGAUCACUGGCUCCAUGGUGUCGCUGCUACAGCUGAUCUCACGAGGUUCUCCCAUGUCAUUCGAGGCCUCGAACCGCAUCAUUCCCCUCUUCUAUCUCUUCAGCUCCCUCUUCAGCCACUCGCUUAUCUCCGUGCAUGAUAGCGAGUUUUUCGGGCAUGAACUGGAAGUUCAGACGCAGUCCUCCAGUAUGCCCUUCACACUGACAGAGCUGGUCACUUUGUCUCGCUGUCUGAGAGAUGCAUGUCUGGGAAUCAUCAAGCUGGCCUACCCUGAGACCAAGACGGAGCACAGAGAGGAGUACAUGGUGGCCUUCCGCAGCGUGGGCGUCAAGACCAACUCUGAGGUCCAGCAGCGUAUCCUGGCCGAACAGAAACGCUGGGUGCAGCUCUUCAAGGUCAUCACUAACCUGGUGAAGAUGGUGAAAGCUCGCGACAUUAGACGACCUUUCUGUCCCGCAGGUCAUUGGCUUUCGUCGGAGGUCAACAUCCGUGCUGAUAAGGUCACACAGCUGUACGUCCCCUCUGCAAGACACGUGUGGAGAACGAGAAGGAUGGGUCGCAUCGGGCCACUCCAGUCAAAUCUCGAUGUCGGCAUGGAGCCCGCACAGCUGUCUGUGACGGAAGAGAGACAUCUGGCCAUCCUCACGGAACUCCCCUUCGUGGUUCCCUUCGCGGAGCGAGUCAAGAUCUUCCAGAGGUUAAUCUAUGCCGACAAACGGGACGUUCAGGGUGACGGGCCAUUCCCUGAUGGUAUCAAUGUCACCAUCAGGCGCAACUACAUCUAUGAAGACGCCUACGAUAAACUCUCUCCAGAAAACGAACCGGACCUGAAGAAAAGGGUCAGAGUCCAUCUCCUGAAUGCUCACGGUCUGGAUGAGGCGGGCAUCGACGGUGGCGGCAUCUUCCGGGAGUUCCUCAACGAACUCCUCAAGUCGGGCUUCAAUCCAAACCAAGGUUUCUUCAAGACCACCAACGACAGCCUGCUGUAUCCCAGCCCCACUGCUGAGAUGCUGGUGGGAGCCUCCUUCACGCGACACUACUACUUCUUGGGCAGGAUUCUCGGAAAGGCGCUGUACGAGAACAUGCUGGUGGAGUUGCCCUUUGCCAGUUUCUUCCUUUCCAAACUUCUGGGAACCAGUGCAGAUGUGGACAUCCACCACCUGGCCUCGCUGGACCCAGAGAUGUACCGCAACCUCCUCUUCCUCAAGAGCUACGAGGGGGACACGGAGGAGCUGGGCCUCAACUUCACCGUGGUCAACAACGAUCUGGGAGAGGCUCAGGUGGUUGAACUGAAGCUGGGAGGCAAAGACAUUCCUGUGACCACAGCCAACCGGAUCGCUUACAUCCAUUUGGUGGCUGACUACCGACUGAACAAGCAGAUCCGGCCUCACUGCCUGGCCUUCAGACAGGGCCUGGCCAACGUGGUCAACCUGGAGUGGCUGCGUAUGUUUGACCAGCAGGAGAUCCAGGUGCUGGUAUCUGGGGCUCAUGUGCCAAUUUGUCUAGAUGACCUGAAAAAGUUCACAAACUACUCAGGCGGGUACUCGCCCACCCACCCUGUCAUCACGAUCUUCUGGGAGGUGGUCGACGGCUUCACAGACGACGAGAAGCGCAAACUGCUGAGGUUCGUCACCAGCUGCUCCAGACCUCCUCUGCUGGGCUUCAAGGAGCUGUACCCGGCCUUCUGCAUCCACCACGGAGGCACGGACCUGGAACGCCUGCCCACGGCCAGCACCUGCAUGAACCUGCUCAAGCUGCCGGAGUUCUGCGACGAGCACCUGAUGAAGAACAAGCUGCUGUACGCCAUCGAGUCGUCGGCCGGGUUCGAGCUGAGCUGAGGGGGGGGUGGGGGGGCUUCUCCGGCCCUGCAUCCAUGGACUCUGUGUCGUAGUAAUGGGAAGAAAAAGGCUUGGGACAGAGAGAAGGAAACGAGAACAGGGAAAGAAAAUGAUGCACUGACCUGCCUGAUUUACUGUGUGUUUGUGUGUGUGAGUGUGUGUGUGUGUGUGCCAAGUGAAAGGGUGGGGGGGGGGAUGAUCACCCACAGACUGAAAGGAAAGGGAUGAAGCGCAGUAGGAAGCCUUUUUUUUUUUUUUAAAUCCUCGUUGCUUUUAAGAAAUUUAAAUGUUUAAUCGCUCGUCGGAACACUUCAGUCGAGUUGUGCAGGAAAUAUAAUGCGCCGAAAUAAAAUCAAGAAUCCAACGGUAGCAGCUGCUCUCUUGUGUAAUCUAACAUGAACGGACAGUUAUUUUUCACCAAAGAUUAAGUGGCAUCAUAUUAAAUAAAAAAUAAAAAUAAAAAAAGGCAAUAUAAGAACAGAAGGGCAGACUGGAGGACUCCGAAGCCACCUUGUGAUGAGCCAAGGGCUGCUGCUGCGGAGGAGGAGGAGGAGCUUUGUGUACAGCCAUCAUUUAUUUUCACACAGAGGUCAUCAAAGCGUCAGUUUUUCUGAUUUCUCAUAUGAUUAUUAUGACCAGUAGUAACCAUCGUGUCCGAUAACCAUGCACACGCCAUCAGUGGAAAUGACUCGUACUGCUGGACUAAC
Molecule: messenger RNA, 4099 nt
Organism: Limanda limanda (common dab)
Lineage: Eukaryota; Metazoa; Chordata; Actinopteri; Pleuronectiformes; Pleuronectidae
Gene: ube3c
Product: ubiquitin protein ligase E3C
Exons: 24
Coding region: 147-3392 (1081 amino acids)
Biological process (GO): ubiquitin-dependent protein catabolic process; protein polyubiquitination
Molecular function (GO): ubiquitin protein ligase activity
Source: RefSeq, a predicted model, not a curated record